UUCCACUGAAUAGCAAAAAGUUAUCUUCACUAUACAACUUGUGCACGUCCAUAUCUCUCCAACUUUCUUGAUUGAAACUAACUUUUUUUUUUUUCUCAAGCGACUGAUAAAUUGUAACGUCUCUCUCUCUUUCCCUGUCCAUUUUAUUUUGUGUUGGAGAUUGAGUUCAGAGGAAAAGAUGGGGUUUUUGAUAUCUAUGUUUCUCAUGUUAAGUUUAGCAACUCACAAGAGUUUGAGUGAUAAAAUUAGGAGUGAUUUCCCUACAGAUUUCAUCUUUGGGGCUGGAACCUCAGCAUAUCAAGUUGAAGGAGGAGCUUUUGAGGAUGGAAGGAAGCCCAGCAUUUGGGAUGCUCACACUCAUGCCGGACAGUGCCCUAGUGUGAAGAUAGUGCCCAAUCUAAAAGGGAAAAUGCCAGACAAGAGCACUGGAGAUGUAGCCGCUGAUGAAUACCACAAAUACAAGGAAGAUGUAAAACUCAUGCAAGAAACAGGUCUAGAUGCCUACAGGUUCUCCAUCUCAUGGUCUAGGCUUAUCCCAGAUGGAAGGGGAGCAGUUAAUCCAAAGGGCCUGGAGUAUUACAAUAAUCUCAUCAAUGAUCUCAUCAGCCAUGGAAUUCAGCCGCACGUUACUCUUUUCCAUUAUGAUCUUCCCCUUGCACUCGAGGAAGAGUACAAAGGAUGGCUAAGCCCAAAGAUAGUGGAUGAUUUCAAAGCUUUUGCAGAGGUGUGUUUUAGAGGGUUUGGAGACCGAGUGAAGUAUUGGUCAACUCUCAAUGAGCCCAAUGUGCUCAUACCUACUGGCUACGACUACGGAACUCUUCCUCCACAACGAUGCUCUCAACCCUUUGGCUUUGUAAAUUGUACGGCUGGUGACUCAACUACAGAGCCAUAUAUUGCUGGUCACAAUGCAUUGCUUGCACAUGCAGCUGCUGCCUCACUAUACAAGGAGAAGUUUCAAAGUGAACAAAAAGGCUUCAUUGGGUUGACAAUUUUUUGCUAUUGGUACACUCCAGUGACAAACUCAACAGCAGAUAUAAAAGCAAGACAAAGAGUCCUUGAUUUUCAUAUUGGGUGGUUUCUCAACCCCCUGUUCUUUGGGGAUUACCCUGAUAUCAUGAAGAAAAUUGCUGGCUCAAGAUUGCCAACUUUUACUGAGGAAGGAUCUGAAAUAGUUAAGGGAUCGUUCGAUUUUAUUGGAGUGAACCACUAUGCAUCUCUGUUUGUAUUAGAUGAUUCAAACCGUACAAAAACAGAUCAAAGAGAUUAUCAAUUAGACAUGUUUGCUAAGUUUAUGGUGUCUAAGGAUGGUGAGCCCACAACUCAGCCGGCUAUCGCAUUUCCAGUUGUACCAUGGGGAAUACGAAGACUUCUUGAGUACAUCAAACAAACUUAUAAGAACCCCAUGGUUUUUAUCCAUGAAAAUGGUUAUAGAAUUCCAUGUAAUAAUUCGACUCCUCUGUCCGAAGCAUUGAAUGACACUGCUAGAGUGACAUACCUGGAAAACUACAUUGAAGGCUUGCUUGAUGCUGUGAGAAAUGGUUCCAACACCAAGGGAUACUUUGUAUGGUCGUUCAUCGACCUUUUCGAGAUCUUGGAAGGUUACAGGUUUCGAUAUGGUCUAUAUCAUGUGGAUUUUGGAGACAAGGAUUUAAAGAGAUACCCCAGGCUCUCUGCAAAUUGGUACUCUAAUUUCAUUAAAAAGAGAACUAAGGGGCGAGAAAUAGAGCCUCGUCUGCUUGAUUUGUUUCACUCUUCAGUGUAGAUUCAGAUUUGCAUUUGUGACCUUUGCCACUUUGCAUCUAAUUAUGUAAUCUCGUUGGUUUAAGGCUUGUGCUUCAUUCUAAACACCCAAGCAAUUGAGAGAAUAGAAGAGGAGUUUAUAUGGAAA
Messenger RNA from Amborella trichopoda, 1888 nucleotides. The record is from RefSeq and is a predicted model, not a curated record. NCBI's taxonomy places the organism in Eukaryota, Viridiplantae, Streptophyta, Magnoliopsida, Amborellales, Amborellaceae.